Messenger RNA from Fusarium redolens, 573 nucleotides. Its product is annotated as P-loop containing nucleoside triphosphate hydrolase protein. The record is from RefSeq and is a predicted model, not a curated record. NCBI's taxonomy places the organism in Eukaryota, Fungi, Ascomycota, Sordariomycetes, Hypocreales, Nectriaceae. The transcript has 2 exons. Gene Ontology annotation, molecular function: GTPase activity; GTP binding. The coding region runs from base 1 to 573 and encodes 190 amino acids.
AUGCAGACGGAACACCUCGUCAACAUUAUUAUUCUUGGAGCUCCAGCUUCUGGAAAGAAGAGCUUCAUACGGAGGUAUUGUCAAGGCGUCUUCACAGACUUGUAUGAUCCCAUUACCGAAACAUCCGGGGACCGGCGCCUGGCAAACAUCUCUGGCAUCCCGACAAUCAUCAACCUUGAGCGCAUCCCAUCGACGUUUAUCCAAUCUGCUCCCGAGUCCCGCCGCAUAGCAACGGAAGCGGAUGCUCUAAUUCUGCUAUACGACGGCUCCUCUAUCGAGAGUCUGGAAGAGCUUCGGCGCAUACGCCUUCAAGUGCUGGCUCCGCACUUAGGAGAAGCGGCGCCACCCACGGCCGUGGUUGCCGGCAAGGCCGAUGGCGCGGAGGCCGCGGGGAGCGUAUGGGAGCGGGGGUUAGGGGAGGGGAGGAAGCUGUCUGUGUUGUUAGGGGCUAAGUUUGGGGUUGCGUCGGCACUUUGGGGAGACGGGGUCAAGGAUGUAGUAGAGGAGCUGGCGGCCAGGGUUUUGGAAAGGAAGGGAGUCGGAAAAGAGAUGUUGAUGGGAGCAGGAUCAUAA